UUAUCUCGGCUUGUGCUUUAUGUAGUUGGCGUCUCCUUCUUCUCUCUCUCUCUCUCUCUCUCUCUUCUAAACUUUGGCCUUCGCUGUUCCGUCCCCUGCAAUCUCAAUCUCCUCCUCGAUAAUUUCGAUCACCGCCUCGCUUCUGAAUCCCGUCUCUUUGGCAGAGCCUCCCAUCCGUCUCCGCCAAGGUACAAUGUCCUCAUAUGCCCGGAAUUACCACCCCAGAGGGGGUACUUACCGCAAUGACUAUUGGUCCCUAAACAAUAGAAAUAGCUUCAACAACAACACUUACAGGAACCGGCACGUUAACUAUGCCAAGAACUAUAACAAUCACUAUCAGGGAUCUGGUCAAGUUGGUGAGUUCAUCGGUUACUCCAAUUUCGAAGACGUGCAGCCUGAUGGACCGCCGUCUAUGAAAAGAAGAAGAUACACAUCCUCGACCUGGGGAGACUGUAGGAGGAGUUAUGUUCCUCCUACUACAUGUGACAAUGCCUCUUUUGCUUGCAACAAUGUGGUGCCUCUCCCUUCAAGAUCAAAUGCCGAUGCCUCUACAUCCAAUAGUAAUAAACGUGACCGUUCUCAUUUGGAUGAUGAUGAAAUGGUGUUUAUGUCGAGGGAUGAGAUUGAGAGGCUCUCCCCAUCAAGAAAGGAUGGAAUUGAUUUGAUACGCGAAAACCAUCUGCGGUACACGUAUUGCAAUUUUCUUCAGAAUCUCGGGCUGCGCCUUGACUUGCCACAACCCACCAUUGGAACUGCCAUGGUUCUUUGCCACCGUUUUUUUGUCCGACGAUCUCAUGCUUGCCAUGAUAGAUUUUUAAUUGCUACUGCUGCUCUCUUCCUUGCUGCAAAAUCUGAGGAGACUGCACGUCCUUUGAACAAUGUCUUGCGGGCAUCCUGUUAUUUUUUUCACAAGCAGGACAUCUCUUACCUGUCGUAUCUUCUCCCUGUUGACUGGUUUGAGCAAUAUCGUGAACGGGUGAUUGAGGCUGAGCAACUGAUUUUGACCACGUUAAAUUUUGAGCUAAAUGUGCAGCACCCAUAUGGUCCCCUCACAGCAGUUUUGAGCAAGCUUGGUCUUUCACAUACUGAUCUGCUCAGCCUGGCAUUAAACUUGAUCAGUCAAGGAGAUUGUAAGUGGUUAUAUAGUUACAAUGAUGUUAUGGGCGUCAGAACCUCGAUUCAUUGCGGACUGGUAGAAGUUUGAGGGGGUGUAAUGCUCAAGAGGGGAGUAUGGUAGAUUUCUUUUUCUUUUCCAUUUGGUCCUUCCUUUGCUUCACACUCAUGAUUUCUCAUUGAUUUUCUCCUUUAAGCAUUGGAAUAUUGAUUUUUUUGGUCUGGCAUAUAAUUGCAGGGUGUACACAAGAUUAGAGUGCUCAUCUAUGUGAUAUUCUUAGCUGGCGGUUGAUGUGCUGUCCAUGGAAUUUUGUUUUUCAACUGACGUGCUGCUAACACUGGAUGCUUUUGCCAUAAACAUGUUUCAAUCCCCUCUUACAUCAGUUGUAAAGAUGGUUUACAACAACUCUUUAAGCAAUGUUUUUUUUCUACCUAACUCAUCAUUUUGGACUACUGAAGUUCCCCGCUAAUUAUUUUCCAAUUUUCUCUUUUAAUUCAAAAUCAUUUUAAUCACAUAUUGUGCUGGAGCCGUUUUAGCUGGGAUGCCAGUUGAGAUCAUGUUAUAUAUAUAUAUAUAUAUUUUGGUUCCAAUAUUUAAUUACCACAAGUGCUUAUACCCUACUAGAGUUGAUGGCUAGGACUCUUGUUUUAUCCUCCCUCUCUUGCUCGGUUUCUCUAGCAUGCAUUACCUUAAAAGUUACAUACAAAUUUUUUUUUCAUGUGCCCUUAUUUUAGUUUAGCAGUUAAUAAUCUUCUCAAAGAUGACAGUUUUCUUGGUCUUCAGAGUUAAAAGGUUUGAGCUUGGACCUCUGCCAUCUCCUUACAGAAAUUAUCUAGCUUUCCUCCCACCAUUUAAAUCCUUCUUGGCCAAGUAAAAGAUUUUAUCAAACUGCUGAUUGGUAAUUGUCUAGUAAUAAUCAAAAGAAAAUCAUUGUCACAAAUGAACAUAACAACCAGAAAGGUCCACACAGUGUAAGGUGUUGUGCAUGCUAGAUUAACUGUGAAAUUUAUCUCUCACCUUGCUUAUAAGAAUAACUAAAUAAAUAGGAAAGAGGGGGGAAGAAGCUAAAGCGGAAGAGGGUAGGUCCUUCCAGGCAUGCAAUAUACAGUUGAAUUGCAUGUUGCUGCAUUUAAAAAAUUGUUUUAGGACCCAAAAAAAUGACGAUUUUGAAUGUUAAUUGAACUAAUAAGGUGGUUCAAGGGUUGAUAUUGACACUUCUACUGUUGGUAAUAUUUUUUUUAAUAUAUAUAUAUAUAUGUAUAUAUAUCUGUUCUUGAUCCUUCGAUGCCAUUAAAAACUGGUGGACUUUGGAGAUCUGGGAGGAAAAUGAAAGAUUUUGAAUUGUUGGAGUGAUUCGUCUUCUUGGUUGUUGAUGGGGAAAAGGCCCAUAUGGCCUUGGAUGAGAAAACAUUAUUAACUCAACUGUUGCUUCACCUGCAUGUAGGAAAAGGAGUAGUUGAUCAUUACUCCUAUGUGUUGGUUAUAUGAAUAUAUUUGGAGGACACAGACAUUUCCAUGUUUAUUUUGAUGGAGAGCACUGGCUUGCCUUCUGAAACUAGGAGUAGAAGUAGUUGGCUUCAUCACUAAGUGGAUAGCCUCUGGAGGGGAAGCAACAAUGAGCUUUGCAGGGCUUGUGUUGUGCUUAUCUGAUUCAUUGUCUUCCUUCGACCUAACGGAAUCUUCAGUGGCUCCAUAUGCAUGAGUUGCAUCCUUUUCACACUUGUCGUAUUCUUUUCCAUAUGAGUGGUCAAGUCAUCCUUGAUACAUUCCUCUAUUUUCCUCUAGUUUCUCGCCUUAAACUAUUGGUAUUCUUUCAACACUACCACACCUUCCCAUUGUGAUGCCAUCUUCUCUCAAGAGCAGCUUCUGAUGAUUUCCCUACCUGGUCUAUUAUAGUUGUGAAGUUUCUCAGUUAAAAUCUUUCUGCUGGUCAGCUAGAUUCGUUUUCAAUCCAUCCAAUCCACUUCCCUUAUAAGCACAAGAAUUGAGGAAGGAGAAGAAGAUAAAAGCAGGGUUGGGAUAGAGGAAAGCCUGUACUGUUUAAUAUGAUGACUCUCUGGGGGGAGCUUCCAUUGCUAAACGGUGAUAAUGUAUAAUCAUUCACACAUCAACUUCAUAAAGUGGACCCUAGAAAGUUUCAAUUUCUAUUUCAUUGAUUCUGCAAGCUGCAUAUCGGAUAGGAUACUUGAAGAUUUUAUAUGUAAAAUGUAAGUGGCACAUAAAAGGCAAGAAAAGAAGGGGGGAAAGGCUUGUAGGAAUGAAAUCAACGCAACUUUGCUCUGAUCAAGGAUUUUGGGUGGCCAUCACGUUAGCAGACCUUCAUGCAAUCAUCUCCAACAUGCUGAUUGUUUGGCAGAAGAUUGUGUCCUCUUCUCUAGAGAAGUGUAGACUUUCAUAUAUGUCGCACUUUCUCGUUGAUGAAUUGAAUGUGUUCGUGGAGUCAAAUGAGAGCCCCUGCUGCAGUCUUUGGUGUCGGAGUACAUAUAUCAUAUUAUACUAUUAGAUGUGUGCUAUAUUAUGGUACUCUUAUCAUCAAUCGAUGCGAGAAUCUUGGAAUUUUUUCCACAACGGUUGGCGCUUUUCUAUUGGUAAGAGAAGUAACUAUUGCUUUACUCUUUCUUCCCUAGCUAAUGCAUCAUUCAUGUCUAAAAUCUCAAUAGAUGCCGUGUGGCAUGUUUCUGCUUCUGAAGCUGAUGCUUUUGGGUUUGGCUAUUUAACUCUCUCUCAAUAAUUUUGUCAGAAAAGUCUUCUCUGUUUUAUUUGUUCUUAAAUGCGAUUAUUGUUCUCUUCAGGCUUCGGAGCUCGCUUUGGCUUCAAUUUAGACCCCAUCAGAUUGCUGCUGGAGCUGUCUAUCUUGCUGCACGGACCCUCAAGAUGGAUCUUUCACGGUAUCAUAAUAUCUGGCAGGAA
Messenger RNA from Punica granatum (pomegranate), 4024 nucleotides. The record is from RefSeq and is a predicted model, not a curated record. Lineage: Eukaryota; Viridiplantae; Streptophyta; Magnoliopsida; Myrtales; Lythraceae.